AUGCAGUUCACCAUCGUCGCCGCCCUUUUCGCCUCGGUCGCCAUGGCCGCCCCCGCCACCCUCCACGCCCGUGCCACCGUCUGCCCUACCGGCCUCCUGUACGGCGUCGCCCAGUGCUGCGCCACCUCCGUCCUCGGCGUUGCCGAUCUGGACUGCUCCGUCCCCAGCAGCACCCCCUCCGACGGCGCCGACCUCAAGAGGAUCUGUGCCGAAAGCGGCGCGGCGGCCAUGUGCUGCAGCAUCCCUCUCGCCGGCCAGGGUGUCCUCUGCACUCCCGUCAUUGGUUAAGCGCUGCAUGGGCGGUACAUUAGCAACCCGGCAACGGUUGAAUCUGGACACAAACACUUCAUUUCUUGGGAGACAGUAUUGGUUGUGUGACUUAAAGACUGUGGCCCUCAGAGUAUAGAGCUCUCUGGUGCUCAGAUAGACGGUUCGGUGAAAUAAUAGUUGGUGUUGAUCAU
Molecule: messenger RNA, 461 nt
Organism: Verticillium dahliae VdLs.17
Lineage: Eukaryota; Fungi; Ascomycota; Sordariomycetes; Glomerellales; Plectosphaerellaceae
Exons: 2
Coding region: 1-288 (95 amino acids)
Cellular component (GO): extracellular region
Source: RefSeq, a predicted model, not a curated record